Molecule: messenger RNA, 3123 nt
Organism: Anarrhichthys ocellatus (wolf-eel)
Lineage: Eukaryota; Metazoa; Chordata; Actinopteri; Perciformes; Anarhichadidae
Gene: ubxn6
Product: UBX domain protein 6
Exons: 11
Coding region: 119-1432 (437 amino acids)
Cellular component (GO): cytoplasm
Molecular function (GO): protein binding
Source: RefSeq, a predicted model, not a curated record
CACACGUUUGUUUUGGUCCUCCCAGCUAAGACCUAUCGUUAGCUAGUUAGGAGCUCUUUCAUCUAUUUCUGUUUCUGCGAUCGGAUUACUUAUUUUUUCUGUGACAGCUAUAACGGAAAUGAAGAAGUUUUUGGAAGACAUUAAGAAAGACAUUAAGUUUAAAUCUGCGGGACCUGGGAAGAAGUUAACAGAAGAAGCCAGUGCCAAGGCCGAGGCGGCGCAGAGCAGCUCCAGUGCCAAGCACAACCGCUAUGUUCCCAGCGAAGGAUCCCAGAGGGCCGGAGCCGCAGCUCUGGCCAGGAUAGAGCAGCACCCCCGGCCGAAGGUCCACACCUCUCAGGACGCCAUCAGGAACCAGGUUAGAAGAGAACUGGAGGCGGCUGCACUGACCGAUAAAGAAAAGGCUGAUGCAGCAGAGAGAUCCAAAGUGCCAGUGAUAGAUCCCGCCUGUUUGUCAGUGUCAGGUGUGUAUUUCACCUGUCCGCUAACUGGAGCCACUUUAACUAAGAGAGAGAGGGAAGUACACAUUAAAGAGGCCAUUUUAAUGCGGUUUGAGGAGGACGCGGUCGAGGCCUCUGUUAUGAUGGUCCACACAUUUAACAAAGACAGAGAGAAAGUGAAGGCUGCUGUGGACAUCAUAAGCAAAUAUAUUGAGAAUAUAUGCAAGAAUCCCACAGAGGAGAAAUACAGGAAGAUUAAACUCAGCAACAAGGUGUACCAGGAGAAAGUUCGUUGUGUGGAGGGCAGUAGAGAGUUCCUGGAGGCCUUGGACUUCACUAGCAUUAUGCUUCCUGUAGAGGGUCAAGAGGAGGAAGAGGAGUUCCUGGUCUUACUGGAGUACAGUCCCGAUGCCCUGGAGCUGAUGAAGGAGAGGAGGGAUCGUCUGCAGAGAGGCGAGCCGGUCAGAGCUCAGCUGGACAGACAGCCUCAGGCGUUCAGAGCCUCUCCCAACGCCCAGCGCUUCGAGCUGCCUCCAGAAUUCUACAACCUGACAGCGGAGGAGCUCAAGAAGGAGCAGCAGCAGAGGAGCGAGAUAGUGGACAAGAACGCCAUGAUGCGCACUAAAGCCAUGAGGGAGAAGGAGGAGCAGAGGGAGAGAAGGAAAUACAACUACACUCUGCUCCGGAUCAGACUGCCCGAUGGGAGUCUGCUACAAGGGACCUUUUAUGCGUGGGACCGGCUGCCUGUGCUGUUUGCGUUUGUUCGGGAGUCCUUGGUGGACGGCUGGCAGCCCUUUGAGCUCAUCGCUCCUGGAGGUCAGAAGCUCAAAGAGUCUGAAGAAGUCGCACUAGCAGAGUGUAACUUGGUCCCUGCUGUUCUGCUCACGUUUGCCUGGGAUGCGGCCGUGCAGGCGGAUAUUGCAGCCGCGGGUGGGAAGAGCCCCGCCCUCCUCAAACCGGAGCUGCUGGAAACCAUUCGGACCCUGAGCUGAGCAGACGCUGUCCCUGAAAUCCACCACACCACACCACACCCGCUGGCACUACUGGGGUGGAUUUGCCCCCCCCCUCACAAAUGACUAGUAAUACAUUUAUUUUUUACAAACGCUAACUUAAAGUCAGUAGCAGUGAUAGGCUAAAGGGGGCAACUUCACCCUGAUGCGCUUGUUUUGCUGAGCAUACCGUUCUCUCUCCACGUGGGGAUGAUGUCACUCUACAGAAGCAUGUUGUACCCGAGGAAGUAACAGAAAGUCCUCUGUGCUCUAACCAACAACCUACCCGUCAGGUGUCCGUCAUGUGGCAUGUCGAGACCUCGUUUUAACUGUGUCAACUCCCCGUGUUUGUAGUAAACGGCCCGUCUUGCUUCCACAACAGCUGGAUUAACAGCGUGGCUGUACAGUCGUGUAGGAGACGACUCAAGAGAGUAGUGGAGUAAAUGUGGCAGUAGUAGUGAUAGAAAUGGAAGUCAACCUGACUCUGACUUGAAAUGCUUCAUGUUUUGUUUAGUGGUGCUCAACUUUAAACGGUGUUUUUUUGUCAGCCGACGGUUUUUGUGCUUUCCCCGUUUGGCCUUGCACUCCUUCUCUGGUUGCUUAAAUAAAAACACUUAAAAUGUAAUUUAUUUUUUAUUGCGUAUGAGCACAAGCCCCAAUCAUAAAUCAAACAAGUUUAUUUCUGGAUUGACUUUGAAUUGACGUCCCACACCGACGUAUUCUUGCUGACAAACAAAACAAGCAUAAUGUUGUUGGCCAGAGCUGAUGAAGUCCCCAAUGUAUUAUGUUUUAUAAGUGUUAGUCAUGUGCUGACUGUGAUGGGGAUUCUACUACCAAAAUAUGUUCUUGUAUUUAUCCGUUCUAAGCACUUUUUGGGAUUAUUUAAACCUAUAAACCACUAAAGAGUGCCCUAAAUGUUAAACAUUGUCAUUUGCAAAGGCUCACUGCAGACGCUUCAUAUAAGCAGCUUGCUUUGGCAUGACUCGUGUUUCUGUUCAACCUGGCAGCACGGACUCGGCUUGAUGAUGAUGUUGGUCUUUAAAUUCAUCUUGAGUUUGUAUUUGUAUCAAACACAUUUCCUUGAGAUAGAAACGGUCUGUAUUUCCAACACAAGUGGGAGAACGUGAACAUGUAAAUACAGAUUCCAGUGCACCGAAUGCAAAGUAAUCAAACGUUUUAGAUCCACCGUUUCCCUUGAAACACGUCAUUGAAGGUUGAUAUAUUUAUUUUGGUUUUGCUCUACAUGAAUCUGUAAAAGCCAAAUAUAGUUUCUCCUGUUUGUGGUUGGUUAAGACGACAGCAACAACCUACCUCUCAUCGCUCAUCUGUCGAAUACAUCCAGAGUGAGUUGGACACAAACAUGUCACCGAAAUGGAUCAAAAGUCCUGUUUUUAGUUUGUUUACAGUAGAAUUGUCACUACUUUAAACCGGUUCUAAAUAUUCAGCGUUUGAGGCCAAGUCAGCCCGGAGCAACAUCUCUGCACUCCUCUGCUUCAGUGGCCACAGGUAUUCAAUGGAAGGGUGUAAAUGUUUUCUUUUCUCAGCAAGAACCGUAUUAAGAAUAAUUAGUGAGCAGUUAUGAUCUGUCUAGAUGGUCCGAGUUGUAUUCCGUUGCUUUUCAAUAACCUGCCUGUAACCAAGAUCGCUUGCAUUGCAUCUAAACCGUUUUGUUUAAUAAACAGAAUUAUGAAGCA